Molecule: messenger RNA, 240 nt
Organism: Dentiscutata erythropus
Lineage: Eukaryota; Fungi; Glomeromycota; Glomeromycetes; Diversisporales; Gigasporaceae
Source: the annotation of a GenBank genome assembly
AUGUCCGAAUCCAAGUCUGAGAAUGUUCAAGGUUCUUUACAUAUUUCUAAACGCUUUACUAUUGAUAACAAUACACAAGUACAAUCUGCUAUUAAAGAAGCUGAGAUAUUAUUCACAAAACAACAAUUUAUAAAAGCAAAAAUAUAUAAAGAAAAUGCAACUACUAAAAAUGGUCUUAGUUGUGUAUCCAAUUGGAUAUCAAUUUCAGACAAUACUUCUAAGAAAAGAAAUAAAAAAUGA